Messenger RNA from Girardinichthys multiradiatus, 1036 nucleotides. RefSeq names its product OCIA domain-containing protein 1. Lineage: Eukaryota; Metazoa; Chordata; Actinopteri; Cyprinodontiformes; Goodeidae. The transcript has 8 exons. The coding region runs from base 135 to 884 and encodes 249 amino acids. The record is from RefSeq and is a predicted model, not a curated record. Gene Ontology annotation, cellular component: endosome.
ACUUCCGGGUUAAAUGACUGUUACAGGCGCAAUGACAUUGUACCAAACAUUAAAUACGUCUGGCUGCAGUGCGGUUUCCACGUUGUUAAAAUACAUGCUUUGAAGGGCCAAUAAGUGCUGGCCGUGCCGUCAACAUGUCUUCUAGUCCGCCAGGGUUUAUGGAGGAGCGGCAGCGCAACACAGCGCAGCAGGUGCCUCUGGGUGUAGACUACAUCCCCACAGAGGAGGAGAAGAGAGUGUUGAGAGAGUGCAACCAUGAGAGCUUCUUUUAUAGAUCGGUGCCCUUCUCUGUGGUCAGCAUGGCGAUCACUCAAGCCCUAGUUGCCAGAGGGGCUCUGUCUCCAUCUCCAAGGUUUGGGUCUCUACCUAAAGUGGCCUUCGCUGGCUUCUGUGGCUACCUGGCAGGAAAACUGUCAUACAUGAAAACAUGCCAGGAAAAGUUCAAGAAGCUGGAGAACUCCCCUCUGGGAGAAAUCCUGAGACAGAAAGCAGGGAUGCCUCAGCAUUACUCCGGUGGUGCUCAGUCAGAGCUCAGCGACCCAAACAGCCAAUCGUUUGACACCAUGUUCCAACCUGCAGAUGCACCAGGCGCAGCAUCCAGCCAGACCAGAGAUCAUGGAUAUGAAUUCAGCCCUGAUCCCCCUGUGCAAAUGGGUCGAGCAGAUGACUUCAGUGCUCCAGUACAGUCGUAUAUGGAUGAAGACGAGGAGCCUCGAAAGAAACCCAUCCUCUAUGAGGACCUGAGGCUCAAAAACAGGGAGAACUACGAGGUGACGCUCAUUCAGAAGGCUGACAGGAUGCUCAAAGCGCCGACAGAGAAGGACACUGAGAGAGGCAACACACAGGUGAAGAAGAACAUCUAUGGAGACACCUGGGAAGAAUGAGUCUUUCUUUGGAUGGAUCAUGACACCACUGAUGACAGUGGGACAUAGGGCGCCCAGUCCUUUCUGGUUUCCUGUGUUUUUGAUUGGGUUUGUGAUAAAUGUGACAUUGCAAGUGUGAAUAAAACCAAACUGGUUGAUGACUUUGACACAGA